Messenger RNA from Megalops cyprinoides (Indo-Pacific tarpon), 3469 nucleotides. RefSeq names its product vesicle-fusing ATPase. Gene Ontology annotation, molecular function: ATP hydrolysis activity; ATP binding. The transcript has 22 exons. Gene Ontology annotation, biological process: intra-Golgi vesicle-mediated transport; Golgi to plasma membrane protein transport; SNARE complex disassembly. The record is from RefSeq and is a predicted model, not a curated record. The coding region runs from base 75 to 2318 and encodes 747 amino acids. Gene Ontology annotation, cellular component: Golgi stack. NCBI's taxonomy places the organism in Eukaryota, Metazoa, Chordata, Actinopteri, Elopiformes, Megalopidae.
UCCGCCUCCCGCUGUCAGUGCUGCUGUGUUGGAGCUUCAGGAGGAGCUGCGUCCGAGUUACAAUAAACACGAAGAUGGCGGCGCGGACUAUGCAAGCGGCGCGAUGCCCGACAGACGAGCUGUCGUUGACAAACUGCGCUGUGGUGAGCGAGAAAGAUCUGCAGUCCGGACAACAUGUCUUGGUGAGGACCACACCCACCCACAAGUUCGUCUUCACUGUAAAAACCCACCACAGUGUGGUUCCAGGAACCAUCGCCUUCAGCUUGCCACAGAGGAAAUGGGCCGGCCUCUCGAUUGGACAGGAAGUGGAAGUGUCCCCAUACAACUUUGACAAGUCCAAGCAGUGCGUGGGCACCAUGACCAUUGAGAUCGACUUCCUGCAGAAGAAAAGUGUGGACAGCAGCCCUUACGACUCUGACAAGAUGGCCAGCGAGUUCAUCCAGCACUUCAACAGCCAGAGCUUCAGCGUGGGACAGCAGCUGGUGUUCAGUUUCUGUGAUAAGCUCUUUGGACUGCUGAUUAAGGACAUUCAGGCCAUGGACCCCAGCAUCCUCAAGGGGGAGCCAGCAUCUGGAAAGAAGCACAAGAUUGAAAUUGGUCUGUUGCUGGGCAACAGUCAAGUGAUUUUCGAGAAGUCUGAGAGCUCCUCUCUUACCCUAGUUGGAAAGGCCAAGACCAGGGAGGCCCGCCAGUCCAUAAUCAACCCCGACUGGAACUUUGAGCGCAUGGGCAUUGGUGGCCUGGACAAAGAGUUCUCUGACAUCUUCCGCAGAGCCUUUGCCUCCCGAGUCUUCCCCCCCGACAUCGUUGAGCAGAUGGGCUGUAAGCAUGUGAAGGGCAUUUUAUUGUACGGACCCCCAGGCUGCGGUAAGACCCUCAUGGCCCGGCAGAUUGGCAAGAUGCUGAAUGCCCGUGAGCCCAAGAUUGUCAAUGGGCCUGAGAUCCUCAACAAGUACGUGGGAGAGUCUGAGGCCAACAUCCGCAAGCUCUUUGCUGAUGCUGAGGACGAGCAGAAGAGGCUGGGUGCCAACAGUGGCCUGCACAUAAUCAUCUUUGAUGAGAUUGAUGCCAUCUGCAAGCAGCGAGGCAGUAUGGCGGGUAGCACAGGCGUCCACGACACAGUGGUCAACCAGCUGCUGUCCAAGAUUGAUGGCGUGGAGCAGCUCAAUAAUAUCCUGGUCAUAGGAAUGACCAACAGGCCUGACCUCAUUGACGAAGCCUUAAUGAGACCUGGCAGACUCGAGGUGAAAAUGGAGAUUGGCCUGCCAGACGAGAAAGGCAGGGUUCAGAUCCUGAACAUCCACACAGCCAAGAUGAGGGAGUUCCACCUGCUGGCGGCUGACGUGGACAUAAAGGAGCUGGCUGUAGAGACCAAGAACUACAGCGGAGCCGAGCUGGAGGGGCUUGUCAGGGCUGCCCAGUCUACCGCAAUGAACCGCCACAUCAAGGCCAGUGCCAAGGUGGAAGUGGACAUGGAGAAGGCGGAGAAGCUGCAAGUCAAUCGAAACGACUUCUUUGCCUCCCUGGACAACGACAUCAAGCCUGCCUUUGGUACAAACCAGGAGGACUACGCAAGCUAUAUCAUGAAUGGCAUCAUUAAGUGGGGCGACCCCGUGACCCGGGUUCUGGAUGACGGGGAGCUGCUGGUUCAGCAGACCAAGAACAGCGACCGCACGCCUCUGGUGGCCGUGCUGCUGGAGGGACCCCCUCACAGUGGGAAGACGGCCCUAGCAGCCAAAAUUGCAGAGGAAUCCCAGUUCCCCUUCAUCAAGAUCUGCUCUCCAGACAAGAUGAUUGGCCACUCUGAGAUUGCCAAGUGCCAGGCUAUCAAGAAGAUAUUCGACGAUGCCUACAAGUCACAGUUGAGCUGUGUAGUGGUGGAUGACAUAGAGCGCCUUCUGGAUUACGUACCCAUCGGACCUCGUUUCUCCAAUCUGGUGCUGCAAGCCCUGCUGGUCCUGCUGAAGAAGGCCCCUCCUCGGGGCCGUAAGCUGCUGAUCAUCGGCACCACCAGCCGCAAAGACGUCCUGCAGGAGAUGGAGAUGCUGGACGCCUUCAGCACCACCAUCCACAUCCCCAACAUCUCCACCGGGAAGCACCUGGUGGAGGCCCUGGAGCUGCUGGGUAGCUUUAAGGACAAUGAACGAGCCAUCAUUGCCAAGGAGGUCAAGGACAAGAGGGUUUCGAUUGGCAUCAAGAAGCUGCUGAUGCUCAUUGAGAUGUCCCUGCAGAUGCACCAGGAGUACAGAGUCAGCAAGUUCCUGGCACUGCUGAGAGAAGAGGGCGCGUUGGAGGACGCCAAUCGCAUCCGAAUUUAAACCCCCUUUCCGUGGUGCAUUGCCCAGCAGAUGCAGUCAGUCAUGAGACCGAAGCUUCGAUGACUAGAGCCGCCAAGACCGAGAUGGAGGGAACAGGACAACAGGAUGCGUCUUUAGUUCAUCACACCCACCCGCCCAGCGAGAGAGGGAGAGAGCGAGAAAUACAUGGUCUAAUCUACGACUUCUUUCGCCACAGUUGCUCUGUCCUGUAUGUUUGUACUGGCCCCUGUACAACUCCACCUACACUAUGAAUAAUGCGUAACUUAAGAUCUGAUUACUGUUCGAAUAUGUAACUAAAUAUGUAUUUAAAUGCAAUUUUGAAGGCAAGUUGUGUGUCUUGUGCUCUGUGCUGCUAGCAUUGCAUUCUUGCUCCAUGUAUGCAUUUUAUAUGUAUACAUAUAUACAGUAUAAAUAUAAACCCAUUGUUGAGGCUGUGUGUGCUUGCUGCACCCUUUAGCAUGUGUGCACAUAUCCAUCGUGUUUGUUUAAUAUAUGGUUUUUUUGUAUGUUGUAUAGAUAUAUACAUGUAAAAUGCAUCAGCUACAAUCAUUCCAGGAGGCAGUGAUCUGACAUGUCUUAAUUUCUCUUUCUUGCUCUUUAAAAAUGUCUGUCUGAUUGAAUUUUAUAGAGGUCAAAUUGAAAUGAAAGUUGUGCUUUUUGUACAUGCCUGCAGCAGGCCAGGUUGUAGUCAAGAGAUUGGUAUCACCUUUCAAACUAAUAAGUAAACCCUCCUGCACUGCUGUUACUGUUCUGGGAAUCCCUGGAGUAUAUCUUCUUGUUAGUGUAUCGGUGUAAUUCUGUGGUUUCUGUACCUUGUUGCAUGGAAAAGAGGAACGUGUCUUCAGUGAGAGCACAGUCGGAGGUAUGUUGAAGGGUGCAUGUUUGCUCUGUGUUAUCAGUACUUGGUGUGCAGAUUCCCUCUCAGUAUUAAUAUAGUGUGUAAUACUUUUGGGUGCCUUUUAGGCAGAGCAACAGACCCUCUCCCCCUGUUUGCAAAGUCUAUAAAAACCGUUUUCUUUGAGAGGUAUGAUGCAGUGUCAUUAUAGCCAAGAGCCAGAGCCAUGCUUAACCUUGGCCAACCCCAUCAGAAGGCCUAUGACAGUGUGAUUUUCCCUUUACUUAAAGAUGGUGUGAAAAUGUUAUUUCCCCCC